AUCACUGAAAGGCUUCUAAGAGUGGAUUUAAAUAUUCCAGACUGGAGAAUUAACAUUACAGCAGUGAAAAAAAUCAACCACAAUGAAAUGUCAUUUUGUGAAGUUCUGUCUUGUACCAUGAUUUUUCUUUCCCUCAUCAUUGCCCUAGUUGGGCUGGUUGGAAAUGCCACAGUGCUAUGGCUUCUGGGCUUCAAAAUGCACAGGAAUGCCUUUUCUGUCUAUAUGCUCAACCUGGCUGGUGCUGAUUUCCUCUUCAUGUGCUUUCAAAUUGUAUAUUGUUUUUACAGUAUCUUGGAAACAUACUCCAUCUCCAUGGAUUUUUUUCUGUUUUCCUUUGUUGUGUUAAACUUUGCUUAUCUUUGUGGUCUGAGCAUCCUCACUGUUGUGAGCAUUGAACGCUGCCUGUCUGUCAUGUGGCCCAUCUGGUAUCGCUGCAAACGCCCAAGGCACACAUCAUUUGUCAUAUGUACCCUGCUUUGGGUCUUGACUCUGGUGUUGAGUCUUGUGGAAGGAAAGGAAUGUGGCUUCCUAUCUUAUACCAGUGCACCUGGUUGGUGUAAGACAUUUGAUUUAAUCACUACUGCAUGGUUAAUUGUUUUACUUGUGGUUCUCUUGGGAUCCAGUCUGGCCUUGGUGGUUACUAUCUUCUGUGGCUUACACAAGAUUCCUAUGACCAGGCUGUAUGUGACCAUUGUGAUUACAGUGCUUGUCUUCCUGAUCUUUGGUCUGCCUUAUGGGAUCUACUGGUUUCUCUUAGCAUGGAUUGAUAAAUUUCAUUAUGAAGAACCUUGUGGGUUUCAUCAAGUGACAGUGUUUCUGUCCUGUGUUAACAGCUGUGCCAACCCCAUCAUUUACUGCCUUGUUGGCUCCAUUAGGCAUCAUCAGUUCCAAAGGAAGACUCUCAAGCUACUGAUACAGAGAGCCAUGCAAGACACUCCUGAGCAGGAAGAAUGUGAAGAGAUGGGUUCCUCAGGAAGAUCUAGAGAAAUAAAAACUGUAUGGAAAGGACUUAGAGCGGCUUUGAUCAGACAUAAAUAG
Molecule: messenger RNA, 1038 nt
Organism: Apodemus sylvaticus (European woodmouse)
Lineage: Eukaryota; Metazoa; Chordata; Mammalia; Rodentia; Muridae
Product: mas-related G-protein coupled receptor member X2-like
Exons: 1
Coding region: 88-1038 (316 amino acids)
Biological process (GO): G protein-coupled receptor signaling pathway
Cellular component (GO): membrane
Molecular function (GO): G protein-coupled receptor activity
Source: RefSeq, a predicted model, not a curated record